ACAGAAACAUGUCGAAAAAAAUUCGAAAGGAAAUUGGGAAAUUGUUCCAAACCUUUAGAGUGUUCGAAAAACUUUAUAUUAAAACGAACUCUGACGGAAGCUAUGAAAGGGCGACCGAUGAACCGAAAGAGAAAAGAUUCCCAUUUCGUCAAAUUUUCCUCCCUGCUCUCAUGGAGCAGAAUCCGCAUCUUGACCCAGAAAGAAAAGGGUUGAUGUUCAACAAAAAGCUUCCUACUUAUCCCGUCAAAGCUAAAUCUCGUAAACUCUCUCAGCUGAUCAAUAAGUUCUCGUUGAAAUUGAAAAGAACUGUAAAGGUCUUUUUCCAUAUAUCAAUUAUUAUUCAACUUUUGUUAUUCUUGUCAACACUUAUCGAAGAAAAUACAGCUAUAAAGAAAAAUCAAGAUUUGGUUAUUCUUAAAGACUUUUACUGA
Clunio marinus is the source of this 431-nucleotide messenger RNA. The record is from the annotation of a GenBank genome assembly. NCBI's taxonomy places the organism in Eukaryota, Metazoa, Arthropoda, Insecta, Diptera, Chironomidae.